AUGGUUACUUCCCGCGCUUGUUUACCUUGCAGAACCGCCAAGACAAAGUGCGACCUUAAGAGACCGACAUGUGGCCUCUGCUCGAGGCGUGAAAUCGCUUGUGGCGGUCAUGCGUCGGAUUCUGACUACAUGUUUCGUGAUCAAAAUGCAACGGCCAAACUCAAUUCUGAGCGAGCACGUCGUGGUAUGAAACGUGCAGCCAAUCCGCUUUGUCUUCAUGGUGCUACCAAAGACGAUGAUUUACGUGCCUUGGAUGUUGACGCCGUGCAAAGUUCUUGGCUGGGCAUUCCCAGCCCUGUCCUAUUCAGGCUCGAGGAUAGGAUAAUGGAUAUAUUCUACGCGGAAUGGGUCUCGAGACCUUGUACCAAGCUGAAGAAUCCUGGGUAUCUAGAUUUGCUUCCCGAGAUGAAAGCCAAGGCUGCUCCAGUCUCUGCGCUAAACCUUGCAGUUGAGGCUUUUGCGUUAGCCAAUGCAGGGAAUUCCAUGACAUGUCACGGAAACCUAAAGCAGAUGGCAUUGUCGAGAUACGGUGCUGCGCUGGCGUCUAUUAGAAAGGCGAUCAUGCACCAUACCCUCGUCGCCGAUGAUGCUACGUUGAUGGCGAUCAUGACUAUCGAUAUGUUUGAGGUUGUUUUUAUGGUUAGAGAAGAGCCCCUCAAACUUCAUAACAAUGCGAUCGAGUAUUUGCUUGCGGUAAGAGGAGCUAAUCAGAUUCAAUCCGACGUUGGCCUCGCCCUCUAUCGAAUGGCAAAUCAUCGCUUGCAAGUCAGACAACUCGGCCUCGGACUCGGACCUCUACCAGUGCAACUGGCCUGUAUCGAUAUACUGGAUCUGUCCACGCCAACAUAUAGUCUCAGCAAGAUGCAACUUGGAGCUCAACAAGCUCUCGCCCUAUCUCGAGAUUUCGGUUCUUUUCAUUGGGAAGAGUUGUCACAUUUGAUUUCCCAAAUCAAGAUGAAUUUGGAUGAGUAUGAGCAGUGGAAGACUUGCCUACCUGAAUCAUGGGUGCCGAAACGUAUCCGCCUUGCUGAUAGUAGCGAGGUUCUGCAGGCGUUGAUAGCACGUUCUCUUCCUUUCACAGAUUACAUCUUGGUUUACGAGGACUCAAUCAUUGCGCACCAAAUGUCCUUUUUCUACCAUGGACAACUAGCCUUGCGGUCGGCACUUAUUCAGGCUCUUUUUGCGAUGAAAAACAUGUCUCUCGAUCAACUCGACUUCGAACAGGAGAUUGAGAUACAUCGAACGGCAAUUUCAAGAAAGGAUCACUCUCUGCUAUACUCGUGGAAUAUGCUGGGCUCUUCAGCAGGAGAAGCUAGUAUCAGCUCAACACAAAGAGUUCACGUACAGACUUGA
Fusarium mangiferae is the source of this 1353-nucleotide messenger RNA. RefSeq lists its product as uncharacterized. Gene Ontology annotation, molecular function: DNA-binding transcription factor activity, RNA polymerase II-specific; zinc ion binding. Lineage: Eukaryota; Fungi; Ascomycota; Sordariomycetes; Hypocreales; Nectriaceae. The record is from RefSeq and is a predicted model, not a curated record. The transcript is spliced from 5 exons. Gene Ontology annotation, biological process: regulation of DNA-templated transcription. Bases 1 to 1353 code for a protein of 450 amino acids.